AGAUUUAUAAAAGACAUGCCAGAUUCAAGGAUUAUUUUAACCAACACAUACACAGAAAUAUUUAUUGAGUCUCUCUCUCUCUGUCUUUUGUUUUUAGAAAAAUGUGAUGAGCCCCUUGUCUCUGGACUCCCCCAUGUGUCUUUCAGCAGCUCCUCCUCCAUGUCUGGUAGCUAUUCUCCCGGCUAUGCCAAGAUAAACAAGCGAGGAGGUGCUGGGGGAUGGUCUCCAUCAGACAGUGACCAUUAUCAAUGGCUUCAGGUUGACUUUGGCAAUCGGAAGCAGAUCAGUGCCAUUGCAACCCAAGGAAGAUAUAGCAGCUCAGAUUGGGUUACCCAAUACCGGAUGCUCUACAGCGACACAGGGAGAAACUGGAAACCCUAUCAUCAAGAUGGGAAUAUCUGGGCAUUUCCUGGAAACGUUAACUCUGAUGGUGUUGUCCGCCAUGAAUUACAGCAUCCAAUUAUCGCCCGCUAUGUGCGCAUAGUGCCUCUGGAUUGGAACGGAGAAGGCCGCAUUGGGCUCAGAAUUGAGCUUUAUGGCUGUUCUUACUGGGCUGAUGUUAUCAACUUUGAUGGCCAUGUUGUGUUACCAUAUAGAUUCAGAAACAAGAAGAUGAAAACGCUGAAAGAUGUAAUUGCCUUGAAAUUUAAGACUUCUGAAAGUGAAGGAGUAAUCUUGCAUGGAGAAGGACAGCAAGGAGAUUACAUUACCUUGGAACUGAAAAAAGCCAAGCUGGUCCUCAGUUUAAACUUAGGAAGCAACCAGCUUGGCCCCAUAUAUGGCCACACAUCAGUGAUGACCGGAAGUUUGCUGGAUGACCACCACUGGCACUCUGUGGUCAUCGAGCGCCAGGGGCGGAGCAUUAACCUCACUCUGGACAGGAGCAUGCAGCACUUCCGCACCAACGGAGAGUUUGACUACUUGGACUUGGACUACGAGAUAACCUUUGGAGGCAUCCCUUUCUCUGGCAAGCCCAGUUCCAGCAGUAGAAAGAAUUUCAAAGGCUGCAUGGAAAGCAUCAACUACAAUGGCAUCAACAUUACUGAUCUUGCCAGAAGGAAGAAAUUAGAGCCCUCAAAUGUGGGAAAUUUGAGCUUCUCUUGUGUGGAACCCUAUACGGUGCCUGUCUUUUUCAAUGCUACAAGUUAUCUGGAGGUGCCCGGACGGCUUAACCAGGACCUGUUCUCAGUCAGUUUCCAGUUUAGGACGUGGAACCCCAAUGGUCUCCUGGUCUUCAGUCACUUUGCAGAUAAUCUGGGCAAUGUGGAGAUUGACCUCACUGAAAGCAAAGUGGGUGUUCACAUCAACAUCACACAGACCAAGAUGAGCCAAAUAGACAUUUCCUCAGGUUCUGGGUUGAAUGAUGGGCAGUGGCACGAGGUUCGCUUCCUAGCCAAGGAAAAUUUUGCGAUUCUCACCAUCGAUGGAGAUGAAGCAUCAGCAGUUCGAACUAACAGUCCCCUUCAAGUUAAAACUGGCGAGAAGUACUUUUUUGGAGGUUUUCUGAACCAGAUGAAUAACUCAAGUCACUCUGUUCUUCAGCCUUCAUUCCAAGGAUGCAUGCAGCUCAUUCAAGUGGAUGAUCAACUUGUAAAUUUAUAUGAAGUGGCACAAAGGAAGCCAGGAAGUUUUGCAAAUGUCAGCAUUGACAUGUGUGCGAUCAUAGACAGAUGUGUGCCCAAUCACUGUGAGCAUGGUGGAAAGUGUUCGCAAACAUGGGACAGCUUCAAAUGCACUUGUGAUGAGACAGGAUACAGUGGGGCCACCUGCCACAACUCUAUCUACGAGCCUUCCUGCGAAGCAUACAAACACCUAGGCCAGACGUCAAAUUACUACUGGAUAGAUCCUGAUGGCAGUGGACCUCUGGGGCCUCUGAAAGUUUACUGCAACAUGACAGAGGACAAAGUGUGGACCAUAGUGUCUCAUGACUUGCAGAUGCAGACGACUGUGGUCGGCUACAACCCAGAAAAAUACUCAGUGACACAGCUCGUUUACAGUGCCUCCAUGGACCAGAUAAGUGCCAUCACUGACAGCGCCGAGUACUGCGAGCAGUAUGUCUCCUAUUUCUGCAAGAUGUCAAGGUUGUUGAACACCCCAGAUGGAAGCCCUUACACUUGGUGGGUCGGCAAAGCCAAUGAAAAGCACUACUACUGGGGUGGUUCGGGGCCUGGCAUCCAGAAAUGUGCCUGUGGCAUUGAACGCAACUGCACAGACCCCAAGUACUACUGUAACUGCGACGCGGACUACAAGCAAUGGAGGAAGGAUGCUGGUUUCUUAACAUAAGAUCACCUGCCAGUGAGCCAAGUAGUGGUUGGAGAUACUGACCGGCAAGGCUCAGAAGCCAAAUUGAGUGUGGGUCCACUGCGCUGCCAAGGAGACAGGAAUUACUGGAAUGCCGCCUCUUUCCCAAACCCAUCCUCCUACCUGCACUUCUCUACUUUCCAAGGGGAAACAAGCGCUGACAUUUCUUUCUACUUCAAAACAUUAACCCCCUGGGGAGUGUUUCUUGAAAAUAUGGGAAAGGAAGAUUUCAUCAAGCUGGAGCUGAAGUCUGCCACAGAAGUGUCCUUUUCAUUUGAUGUGGGAAAUGGGCCAGUAGAGAUUGUAGUGAGGUCACCGACACCUCUCAACGAUGACCAGUGGCACCGGGUCACUGCAGAGAGGAACGUCAAGCAGGCCAGCCUGCAGGUGGACCGGCUGCCCCAGCAGAUCCGCAAGGCCCCAACAGAAGGCCAUACCCGCCUGGAACUCUACAGCCAGCUAUUUGUUGGUGGUGCUGGGGGCCAGCAAGGCUUCCUGGGCUGCAUCCGCUCCUUGAGGAUGAAUGGGGUGACACUUGACCUGGAGGAAAGAGCAAAGGUCACAUCCGGGUUCAUAUCCGGGUGCUCGGGCCACUGCACCAGCUAUGGAACGAACUGUGAAAAUGGAGGCAAAUGCCUAGAGAGGUACCACGGUUACUCCUGCGAUUGCUCCAAUACUGCAUAUGAUGGGACAUUUUGCAAUAAAGAUGUUGGUGCAUUUUUUGAAGAAGGCAUGUGGCUACGAUAUAACUUCCAGGCACCAGUAAUCAAUGCCAGAGACUCCAGCAGCAGAGUAGAGAACUCUCCCGACCAGCAGAACUCCCACCCAGACCUGGCCCAGGAGGAGAUCCGCUUCAGCUUCAGCACCACCAAGGCGCCCUGCAUUCUCCUCUACAUCAGCUCCUUCACCACAGACUUCUUGGCAGUCCUCGUCAAACCCACCGGAAGCUUACAGAUUCGAUACAACCUGGGUGGUACCCGAGAACCAUACAAUAUUGACGUAGACCACAGGAACAUGGCCAACGGCCAGCCUCACAGUGUUAACGUCACCCGCCAUGAGAGGACCAUCAUUCUCAAGUUCUUUUAAUUCCCAGAAGUUUCUUAUCAUCCACCUUCUGAAAAUAGUCUUUUGUUUCAUAGGCUCAAAUCUUCGUUUCUCCAUAAGAUUGAGGAAACAGGGAAAAUUGACCAAGAGAUUCACAAAUACAACACCCCGGGAUUCACUGGUUGCCUCUCCAGAGUCCAGUUCAACCAGAUCGCCCCUCUCAAGGCCGCCUUGAGGCAGACGAACGCCUCAGCUCACGUCCACAUCCAGGGCGAGCUGGUAGAGUCCAACUGCGGGGCCUCACCGCUGACCCUCUCCCCCAUGUCGUCCGCCACCGACCCCUGGCACCUGGAUCACCUGGAUUCAGCCAGUGCGGAUUUUCCAUAUAAUCCAGGACAAGGCCAAGCUAUAAGAAAUGGAGUCAACAGAAACUCGGCUAUCAUUGGAGGGGUCAUUGCUGUGGUGAUUUUCACCAUCCUCUGCACGCUGGUCUUCCUGAUCCGGUACAUGUUCCGCCACAAGGGCACCUACCACACCAACGAAGCCAAGGGGGCGGAGUCGGCAGAGAGCGCGGACGCUGCCAUCAUGAACAACGACCCCAACUUCACAGAGACCAUUGAUGAAAGCAAAAAGGAAUGGCUCAUUUGAGGGGUGGCUGCUUGGCUGUGGGAUGGGGAGGAGGGAAUUACUAGGGAGGAGAGAAAGGGACAAAAGCACCCUGCUUCAUACUCUUGAGCACAUCCUUAAAAUAUCAGCACAAGUUGGGGGAGGCAGGCAAUGGAAUAUGCUUGAGACUGAUCACCACAAAAAAAAAACUUUUUAAUAUUUCUUUAUAGCCGAGUUUUCCCUUCUGUAUCAAAACAAAAUAAUACAAACAAUGCUUUUAGAGUUUAAGCAAUGGUUGAAAUUUGUAGGUAAUAUCUGUCUUAUUUUGUGUGUGUUUAGAGGUGUUCUAAAGACCCGUGGUUACAGGGCAAGUUUUCUACGUUUUUACGAGCCCUUAGAACGUGGGUAUUUUUUCUUGAGAAAAGCUGAUGCACCGACAUAUGGCCCCAACACUCUCUCCCUUUUGCUUCUAGUCAACCUUAAUGGGCUGUUGUAGUAAAUAGUUCCUGUUCAUCUACUAUUUCCUUUGACGUCCUUUAAGUUGGAAAAGAAAGGGACAAAGAGAACUUAGUAUUUGCCAGUUUUCAAGCAGAACUCAAUCUGCACCAGCUCUCUGGAAUCUGGGGUUCCUGACCGAUACCAGCAGUUGAAGAGAGUACAUGGCACAUGGUGUGCAAUGACACAAUGAGCACAACUGGAGAGAGACGCUGAAGAACCAGGGAAGGUAGUUUAUAUUAGGGUUGUUGGUUUGAUUUUUCAUUGAAUUCUACUAAGCUAAUAUCGUUCCACGUACGUAGUCUUAGACCAGUUCAGUAUCUGUAACUACCUGCUGCAAUACCGUGGUGACCAGAUGUUACAAAACAUCUUUUCCCAUUUUACCUGAAACACAUUGAAUUUAUAUGUGUAUAAGCGCCUCAGUGGGGAAUUAGAGCCAGAUGUUAUGAUUUAUUUGCUCUUUUCCUUUUUUAGUUGUAACAGAAGUAUGGAUACUUUCUAGUGACUGCAUCAAUUAGGUUGCGCUUAUUUUGCUUUACAUCUCUGGUAGUUUUUCCACCCCUGUGACAAAUUCCUAACAGACAGUGUCCUAUAAAUGGACACCACACAAUAAAGCCAAGUUAUUACUGCUGUUACUCUGGAUCAUAUGGAAAACACUGCCAUAUUUUAAAUCAACUACUGCACGUGUUGUUCCAUUCAGUCACACUGCUGUGAUUCAGGGAUCUUCUAAGACGGACACAUUCGAACCUCAGGUUCCUCACAAACCUGGUACUUGUUGCUUCUCAGAGGAUGGACAAGUGUAGUUAAUCACGCCUCUUAAUCAGAAGCCUUGACCCAGUUAUUUAACAGAUAACUCAUUGAUUAUAUUUAAAAAUAAUAGACUUCAUGUAAACAAAUGGGGACAAUGCAUCCAAAAAUUAUUUUUUAAACUGAUUACACAAAAAUUGCCUCAAGAAAGACUGUCACUUCUAGGCCGGGCACACUGGCUCACGUCUGUAAUCCCAGCACUUUGGGAGUCCGAGGUGGGUGGAUCUCGAAGUCAGGAGAUAGAGACCAUCCUGGCUAAAAUGGUGAAACCCUAUCUCUACUAAAAAUACAAAAAAAAUUAGGCGGGCAUUGUGGCACACACCUGUAGUCCAGUACACAGGAGGCUGAGGGAGGACAAUCGCUUGAACCUGGGAGGUGGAGAUUGCAGUGAGCUGAGAUCAUGCCACUGCACUCCAGCCUGGGUGACAGAGCAAGACUCCACUUGGAAAAAAAAAAAUAACAAGAAAGACUGCCAUUUAUGAUCUAUUUCAAGCCUCUACUUCAUAAGCACUUUUUUAAAAAUCUUCCUUAAUCAUAUUCUGAGGAAUUAAAUAUGAUCACUUUUUCCUUCUCUGCCUGGAAGAGGUUAAAAGAAGGUCAAAUGUAUGGAUGUUAUUGUUCUGAUGGCCUGACUCAAAAAAUGGAAAUUCUAGUUUGUUAGAAUUAUGCAAACUUUUUCAAGAGUCUCAGUAUGCCUAACUUAUUGGAGCAUGUCAGUUUCUUGGGUAAUGGAAAACGUUACCUAGAGUUGUCAAUGGCACAUUACACCAGUGCAUAGCACAUUCCAAAGGAGACACUGGACCAGUUGCUUCCCAUGCAGCUCAAGGUAACAGAACAAAAGGGAAUCCUGAUGCUCUUUUACCAUUGCUGACUGAGCUCAGGCACUGUCAUGAACACCCUUAAUUUUAAAAGGUUUUAAUCAUUCUUCUAUAAAACAUUUAAAAUGAAAAAGUAUUUAAUAUCACUAAAUAUCAGAACAAUGUAACAUUUACAAAUAACAUAUUGAAAGCAAAGGCUGUUUUAUUUAGCCAAGGUGAUUACCAUUAAGAGUUAUUUUAUGUAUUAUUGAAAGCAAAUUUUAAACCUAAUGUUUUGUAAGUGUUUCUGGUUUGUUGAGUGUUUAGAUGGUGUCACCAGGCUGUAGUGCAGUGGCGCCAUCUCGGCUCACUGCCAUCUCCACCUCCUGGGUUCAAGCAAUUCUCCUGAGUAUCUGGGACUACAGGCAUGCACCACCAUGCCCAGCCAAUUUUUUUGUAUUUUUAUUAGAGAUGAAAUUUCACCAUGUUGGCCAGGAUGGUCUUGAUCUCCUGACCUCGUGAUCCUCCCGCCUCGACCUCCCAAAGUGCUGGGAUUACAGGCGUGUGUGUUUCUGGUUUUUAAACCUGGCUUACAGGCAUUACUUCUGCACUUAACAGAUAAUGCCAGAUGAAAAUAUACUAUUUCUUGGAAUUCCCAUGAUAGCUCUGUUCAUUAUUCAUUGUCACAACACUUUUCCUUUUUUCCCAAAAUGAGUAGGGGAUUAAAGCCACCCAAAACAGCUUCUGCUACUAAAAUGUUCUCAUCCUUUCUCCUCCCUCUCCUUUUCCUGCCACAAAAGGUGAAAAAUGAGAUCCAGUCCUCUCACCAACAUUUCAAACCUAGGACACUAGAAUGACUGCAGGGAUCAGUGGUUCUCCCAUUUCACCAUCAAUUAAGUCAUCGAGGACACUGUCUCUCUCUUAAAGAGGGUUCCAAUGUGACCAUCAGACAGGAAACCAAAAGGUGGAUAAAGUAUUAAGUAACUAAGUGCCAAAUAAAUGCUGGAAAUCUUGACCUCUCCUUGGGAUUCUGGAUUUAACAAAAAAUCCCUACAUCUGUUUAUGAAGGCCAUACCCAGUACAUUUUAAAUAGUAAAUAAUCUAUUUAUAUGAAGAAAAGGAAGUCUUUCUUCCAUCUCUCUCCCCGGACAGCCCAGCACAAUGCAGCCUUGAUAACUAAGACAUUACCACAAGCACCCAGUACCUAGUCCUGCCUUGUCAUUCACAUCUCACACAAUCUUGACCUCUUACAUUCCAAUACAUUAUCAAUCAAGCACAAGUAUGCUGGUAGUAGCCUCUUUAAAUAAUAUGUAUAGACCAAAAAAAAGAGGCUGUUUUGAAGUUUCAGGGAAAGUUAAUGGCUGAUCAAGGUUGUGCGGGAAACAUCUGUGUAUGAAGCAAAUAUCGAUGUUUUGAGGAGCUGAGCGUAGAUGACUUUGAAUGAAUGCAAGGUUAGUGCUAUUGUAAGCUCUCAAAAUAGAAUAUUCCCUACAGUUCAAGAAAGCUGAUCCAGGAGGUUGAAAACGUUGUUUUGUUCAAUUAUUUUCUGGCCCUUCUUAAUAUAUAAAAAUGUAUUUCCCCUUAUGACUUUCAAUCAACUCCUCAAAAAAAGAGAUUUGUUAUCUGGAAGAUUUUAUUAAAGGGCUGGAAACAAGAAUUUAGAGAGCCUUUACUAGAAAAGGCCUACUGCCCUACAUUUGACAAACAAGCAUCGUGUACUCACAAGAGCAGGAAUCCCAAGGCACAAGGAAAAGCAAUGGCCUGAGCCAAAGAGUUCAUCUUAAUGUUAUUUUCGAGCAUCUGCUGAGCAGCCACCAUAAGCAGGCUGAGAGCUGGGCAGACAGAAGCCGUCGGGAGCACUUCAGGAACAAGCGCACAGCUAUGGAACUUGUAAAUGCAAGCGUUCAGGUCGUGUCACGCAGCUUUUCUCUGCUUCUAUGAUGGAAUCUGUUCUUUUCAAUCCUACUUUUUUUCUCUUCCUCUCCUCACCACACUCUAUCCCAUAUCCUCCUCUUCUGCAGUGAGCGUUUCCAUGGCCCCUUUAUGUCUCAUGCCUCCAAACAACUAACACCGGAUUUGAAACUUCCCCUUUUUUUUCUUUUCCCUACCCUGUUGAGCAGUUUUCAGAAAAAAGGGCAGCCAUUAUCAAAUUUGAUUCAAGUCAGCCAGCCAAAGAUAGGUCCCAGUAGAACCACCUGAUCCUAAAUUGGUGAGAAACAAACAAUAACAAUGUGCCCAGCUGACUUGAGCUAAGAACUAAUGCCCCCCCCCCUUUUUUUCCACCUUUUUUUUUUUUUUUUUUGAAAGGGAGUCUUGCUCUGUCACCCAGGCUGGAGUGCAGUGGUGUGGUCUUGGGCUCACUGCAACCUCUGCCUCCUGUGUUCAGAUGAUUCUCCUGCCUUAGCCUCCCAAGUACCUGAGAUUACAGGCCCCUCGUCAUCACACCUGGUUAAUUUUUUUUUAUUUUUAGUAGAGAUUGGGUGUCACCAUGUUGGCCAGGCUGGUUUCGAACUCCUGACCUCAAGUGAUAUGCCCGCGUCAGCCUCCCAAAGUGCUGGGAUUACAGGCGUGACCCACCACCAAGCUGGUCUGGCCCCAUUUUUUAAAUGAUGUUUUGGCAAAAGGAGACCCUGAGUAUUAGCUGAUAGCAUCCUCUUUCUCUCUCCCCACCUUGGUGUGACCCUCCCUGUGUAACCUUGGUCAAGUCCUCAAACUUUUGUCCCAUAUUUAAGAUGGAGCUGUUUUACCUACUUCAUAAAACAGUUGUGAGGCGCCAUUGAUUCCUGACUGCAGAAUACCCUGAAACCCUUAUCUAAAGGCUAACGUCAGUGGAGCCUAGUGGAAGACUUGCUUUGUGGCUUGUGGUUGAAAGUCACAUCGAAACAUUAAUGUGGCCACAUUCAGGAACUGGAGACUUAACUGGCAUUGCUCUACAACCCGAUUAUUAAUCUUGCAGACCGACUUUCGACACUGGGAGAUGUAACACAGCAAAAGGACAGAGAUGAGAAUUUUUUGUGCAGAAAGCCCUAAAUUCCCAUCUGAACAUAACUUACAGCUCACCUUACCUACUCUUACACAUGCCCUCCAACAUGCUAGACUGCUUAUACAUAGGCCAACAUGAAAUACAAAUGUGACAUGUUCAUGUAGCCUAGGGACUCUGUGCCUAUUCUCCAUGUACCCUGCAUGGUAACGUUUGAAAUUUUAAAGUACAUCUCCUUCACAGCAGUACUUUUUUUCAUGAGUGGGAUAUAAAUCCCAUAUUCAAUGAAAUGGGGAAGUCACAUUGAGAAGUUGGUUAUCUCCCAUUGAGCAAAGACUGGCAGGAGAUAAUAAAUAUGGGCACACAUGUAUUAAUCUACAGCACGCAUUUACAGGUUUACUUUCCAUACAAAAUUGUGCUGUAAGAACAGUUCUAUCAAGACAGUCUGCACUAUUUCCAAGUCUCGGUUAAUGUAUAGCAACCGCUGCUUUCGGAGAUGGCUGUGAAAAGAUGGAAGAUCCUCUCGAGGCCAAGAAAUGGUUCUAGAUUUUACUGAUUCUAAGAUUUAGUUUGUCAGGUUUUUAACAUUUUUUCAGUGAGCAUGAUGACUGCAGAGGUUAGAGCUGUGAAAAGCUGGGCUAAAUAUGCUUUCUGUCAAGUCAAUUAGGAUUCCAUCCCUGUGAAAUAACGCAAAAUUUCACUCUCUAAAAGCAACAGCAUGUAAACUAGAAUGAAAGAAGGAAAUUAUGUACGUAUGCCUAAUAUUCUUUGUGAAUGUCUUUCAUUUAACUAAAAUUAUAUUAGAAGCCAGAUUGAUAAAUAAAAAAUUCAAAAUAGUUUUAAUUAUCCUAAAA
Callithrix jacchus (white-tufted-ear marmoset) is the source of this 9884-nucleotide messenger RNA. The record is from RefSeq and is a predicted model, not a curated record. Lineage: Eukaryota; Metazoa; Chordata; Mammalia; Primates; Cebidae.